Molecule: messenger RNA, 2682 nt
Organism: Ceratotherium simum simum (southern white rhinoceros)
Lineage: Eukaryota; Metazoa; Chordata; Mammalia; Perissodactyla; Rhinocerotidae
Gene: MAK16
Product: MAK16 homolog
Biological process (GO): maturation of 5.8S rRNA; maturation of LSU-rRNA
Cellular component (GO): nucleolus; preribosome, large subunit precursor
Source: RefSeq, a predicted model, not a curated record
CAAGGGUGUGCACGCUGAACCGCCGGCGACAUGCAGUCAGAUGAUGUUAUCUGGGAUACACUAGGAAACAAGCAAUUUUGUUCCUUCAAAAUAAGAACCAAGACUCAGGGCUUUUGCAGAAAUGAAUACAGCCUGACUGGACUGUGUAAUCGGUCAUCCUGUCCCCUGGCAAACAGUCAGUAUGCCACUAUCAAAGAAGAGAAAGGACAGUGCUACUUGUAUAUGAAGGUUAUAGAACGAGCAGCUUUUCCUAGGCGUCUCUGGGAACGGGUCCGGCUUCAUAAAAACUAUGAGAAAGCACUGGAGCAAAUAGAUGAAAAUCUAAUUUAUUGGCCCCGUUUCAUUCGACACAAAUGUAAGCAGAGAUUCACCAAGAUCACCCAGUACCUAAUUCGAAUUCGAAAACUUACACUAAAGCGACAGAGGAAGCUUGUUCCUUUGAGUAAGAAGGUGGAGCGGAGGGAAAAAAGAAGAGAGGAAAAGGCAUUAAUAGCUGCUCAGUUGGACAACGCCAUUGAGAAGGAAUUGCUGGAGAGACUGAAACAAGAUACGUAUGGCGACAUCUACAACUUCCCCAUUCAUGCCUUCGACAAGGCCCUGGAACAGCAAGAGGCAGAGAGUGACUCUUCAGAUGCUGAGGAAAAAGAUGAUGAAGAAGAAGAAGAAGAGGUGGGAAAAAGAGAGUUUGUGGAAGAUGAUGAGGUGGAUGAGAGUGACAUAAGUGAUUUUGAGGAUAUGGAUAAACUGGAUGCCAGCAGUGAUGAAGAUCAGGACGAUAAAUCCUCCAGUGAGGAAGAAGAAAAGGCCCUUGAUGCCCAACACAAAGGCAAAACACCUUUGAAAGGACCUUUGCGGAGAAAACGAGCAUACGUAGAGAUAGAGUAUGAACAGGAGACAGAGCCUGUGGACAAAGCCAAAACUACAUGAUUUCCCUUCAGAUAUUUAUGAACAGGACUGAACAUUCUGAACUUCUUCCUUUCUUUAUCUUAAACACAUACACACCUCUAGAUUUUGCUCUUUAUGUUGUAUUUAACACAGUAUUUGUGUUUUUAAUAUUUAUGCCACUUCUGUGGGCAAGAAAUCUGGAAGGGUGUGGAGGAAAGCCUUAAAUUGUGAACAGAGUAUUUUUAUAGCAUUGGCAUAUGUAUUGAAGUAACAGCUUGAGCCCAAGAAGCUUAACAGAUGAGUUUAUGGGUGUAAAUAUUUUAAAAUUUUAAAUGCUACCUGCCCCUCUUUCCCUGGUGUCCUUCCCACGUCCCCCCACCAAACUUUAUUUAGAAAUAUCUAGACUUCAAUUUUUUCUUGUUUUCCUUUCCCUACUUCUAUGGGAGUAAAAGGAAAAAAAGACAAAGAAGAUCUAAGUUAUAGUGUUCAAUGUAAAAAUACCUUUUUUCCUUAAAUAAUUCCAUUUAUACAGUUGGACUAGAAAGAAAAUCAUUUCUUCUUUAGGAAAACAGCACAAAUCUUAAGUUCCAUCGCAGGGAGCGCCUUCAGAAACCUGCUGCACUUUUCUGAUACAGUUCACCAGCUUACUGUCUUCACAGCUGUGGAGGAUUCUGGCCAGGAGACCCUGAAACAUGAAACCAAACAGGCUUUGAUUUUUUUUUUGCUAUUUUUUUUUCCUUUUACCUUGGUUCUUCUUUCUUGUACCAUACUCAAAGAAGGAAAGAAUGGAUGACACUAGGGGACAGCUCACAAAAUAGGUGUAACUUUAAAAACUGUUGCCAUGCCUGGAAAUGUCCUGCUGGCUCAUGAAGCAGCAGCUUAAUAGGAGCCAAGGUGAAUUAGAUUAGAUCCAGGGCUUGAAAACUGCGUGAGAUUAAAGAGCCAAGAUGAAAUAAUCUGAAUAAAUAAAACAACAAAUUAUACUAUCUCUAAAUAUUUUUAGGAUAUAAAUUUCUUUUCAUGCUGCUUUAUAACGUUCAAUUGAAUAUUUCUCAGUGGGGUAAGAAAUGAGGCAAUAGUUUAUUAAAUAUAUAUAAAUACACACAUAGCUCUUAUAUGCCAUGGUUUUGAGAAGUUAACUUUCAUGGAAUAUGAGACCACAGGAAGAGUUCCCAUGUGGACAAAUGAAAAUAUGGAAAAACAUAGUUGCCCCUGAAAAACUGGAACCAUUUCUGGUAUCUGAAUUAAUCUACCUAUAUUAUUACUCCUUGGUGGCUUAUAGCCCAUUAUUUCAUCUUUUUUUUUGAUUCAGAUGACUAGUACAGAAUUUAAAUUUUACGAACUCUUCAUCAUGAUCCUUUUGCCCAUUCUCUAUCUCAUCCCCAGAAACAUCUGCUGAACUUCUUGUCUUUUGGUCUAAACAGUUCUGACUAGCUUUAAAGGAAUAAUAAGGUAUUGAUCAAACUCUUGAAGCCUAGAGGGCUCAGGGGUGGAGACCUGAACCUUCCAUGUUCAUUUACAGACUUGGUCAGGCACGUAAAUACUAAAUUAUAAUCAAUCAUAAGAAUUACCUAAAGAUAACGAGACCUAACUGGAACCAAGCUGCAGACUGUCCCUUACCUUCACCUGUCCUUGAGAGCAGUGGUCCAGGAGAAUCAGGCAGUCCGUGGCCUCCUCUAACAAGGCACUCUUAACAGGCUCAGGUGUGAGGCUUCGAUCCCUUGCUACAUCACAUAUCAGUUUCAAGAGAGCCUUCAGUAAGACCACAAGUCUACAGGAAACUCUGGAAUCAAAAAG